GUUUGGCUGGAGAAGCUCAGUCACCCAAAUCCUUCGUCCCUCAGCUAGGCUACGCCAGCCUGACAACAGAGAACAUUACUGAUGCCCGGCCAGGUCGCCGCUUCCCGCCUCAGAACGGUCCGCAGGUCACCGAACACAAGAGUAUCAGGCUUCCUGCCCUUCCUCUUGCAUUGGCUUCGUUCAAACAGGCCGCUUUCUCCAGCACCCAAUCAGAACGCUCGAUCUUCGUCUGCCGCCCAAUAAGCGCGUGCAAUAAUGGGGGAAAGGGGGACGUGAAGCCCAAUCGAGGCGCCAUCACAGUUGAGGGCAAAAAGAUUAGGAAGCCGGCAUGGCGCUAUGGUCAAUAAAAUCGAUAGCUGGAAGCUGCCUAUGUUCCAGGCAAAGGCACUGGAGUAGCGGCGCCGCCAUUUUUCCCGAAGGCAUCUUCCAGUGCCUUUCACCCAAGUUCGGGCAGGAGUUUCCUGAAUAACAGUGAAAGGUUUCCGUUAGCCCCUCAAGGCGGCCGAGUCCGAUUCCCUUGCGGCCUCUCCAGGCACGCUGGGCCGGGGUUGGCAGGGGCUCCCGAGUUCCGGGGUCCGCCAGCGCCCAGGGACUGAGGCCGGGACCGGGAGGGUCGUGACGCCGACUUCUCUGGGCCAAUGGCACCACCUUCGGCUCCGCUUUCAGUCCUAGGACCAGGAGAGGCCCGACCCGACCGCAGAAGUGGAAGGAGGCCGAGGGCGAUGAAGUUCGCAGACGUGGCCGUUUACUUCAACCGGGAGGAGUGGGGGUGUCUGCGGCCCGCGCAGAGGGCUCUGUACCGGGACGUGAUGCGAGAGACCUACGGCCACUUGGGCGCGCUCGGGUGCGCAGGUCACAAACCAGCCCUCAUCUCCUGGUUGGAACGAAAUACGGAUGAUUGGGAACCGGCUGCCCUGGAUCCGCAGGAGUGCCCAAGGUGGUUAACAGUCCAAAGAAAAACCAGAACCAGAAAGAAGAAUGGAGAGAAGGAAGUAUUUCCACCUAAGGAGGCACCACGAAAGGGGAAGCGAGGACGGCGGCCCAGUAAACCACGACUGAUCCCCAGGCAGACAUCUGGGGGUCCCAUCUGCCCCGACUGUGGUUGUACCUUCCCUGAUCACCCAGCUCUAGAGAGCCACAAGUGUGCACAGAAUCUAAAAAAGCCUUACCCUUGCCCAGACUGUGGGCGCCGCUUUUCCUACCCAUCCCUGCUGGUCAGUCACCGGCGGGCACACUCUGGUGAGUGUCCCUAUGUUUGUGACCAGUGUGGCAAACGUUUCUCCCAGCGCAAGAACCUUUCCCAGCACCAGGUUAUCCACACAGGUGAGAAGCCCUACCAUUGUCCAGACUGUGGCCGCUGUUUCCGGAGGAGCCGGUCCUUGGCCAAUCACCGGACCACGCAUACAGGCGAAAAACCUCACCAGUGCUCUAGCUGUGGACGUCGCUUCGCCUACCCCUCCCUGUUAGCCAUCCACCAGCGCACACACACAGGAGAGAAGCCCUACACCUGCCUAGAAUGCAGCCGCCGCUUCCGCCAGCGCACUGCCCUGGUCAUCCACCAGCGCAUCCACACUGGUGAGAAGCCCUACCCAUGUCCAGACUGUGAGCGGCGUUUCUCCUCAUCAUCCCGCCUGGUCAGUCACCGGCGAGUGCACUCUGGGGAGCGUCCCUAUGCCUGCGACCACUGUGAGGCCCGCUUCUCCCAGCGCAGCACACUGCUGCAGCACCAGCUUUUGCACACAGGAGAGAAGCCCUACCCCUGCCCGGACUGUGGACGUGCCUUCCGGCGGAGUGGCUCCCUAGCCAUCCAUCGCAGUACACACACCGAAGAGAAGCUGCAUGUGUGUGAUGACUGUGGCCGCCGCUUUGCCUACCCUUCACUACUGGCCAGUCACCGGCGUGUUCACUCCGGUGAGCGGCCCUAUGCCUGCGACCUGUGCUCCAAGCGCUUCGCUCAGUGGAGCCACCUGGCUCAGCACCAGCUCCUGCACACUGGGGAGAAGCCCUUCCCCUGCCUUGAGUGUGGCCGUUGCUUCCGCCAGAGAUGGUCUUUGGCAGUCCACAAGUGUAGCCUCAAGGCCCAAAACUGUAGCCCUAGAUCUGCUAUAGGGGGCGCCAGUCAGAAAGGCAAUGCCCUUUAGAAUGAGAAGGACUGUGGGGUCCUUUCAUGGUGGGGUCCAGAGAAGAGAAGCCGCCCCAGGUCAUAUAGGGCAGAGUCAACUAAAACCCAGGUGUCUUGCUACCAGACCUGAACUUCAGUAUAAAUCCACCACACUGGCUGCCUUACUAACUGUGUCUACAAUAGACAGUCCAGUUAAGAGAGGUGACAUCAUUUGGUUAAAGUUUUCCAAGCUACCCUAUCCUAAAAGAAUUUCUGUGUGAAUAUCAGGGCUAAAAGUUCUCCCCCUCUAUUUUAGGGCCUGUCUGCUUUCCUAGUUUGUGCAUACAGGGAUUACCUCUCCCCUUGCAUACAGUCAGGAGAAUCCUAUUUAUAGGGGGCAGAAUCUUCCCUGGCUCUGCCUCUUCCUCCAUAUCAAAAAGAGAACUUGGUUUAGCUCUCUUUUUACAACACUCCUGCCAAGUGGUUUUCUACCCUUGUUUUAAAACCUCCCUCAACAGGGAGCUCACUACCUCACAAGGCAGGUCAUUUCAUUGUGUGAUAGCUCUGAUUUUCAGAAGGCUGUUAAGGGCCACAUUCUCUUUCCCUGUAAGCCUCGCUCACAAUAUGCUUAAUACUUCAUCUACCAGGCAGCCCUUUAGUAAUCACAACUACUUUGCCCCCACAAUUUCAAGUUAAAUAGCAGUAAUUUUGUCAAUCAUACCUUAAAGACAGGGUUUCAAUUCCCACAUGUGAUCUUUCUCCAACUGGCAGUUUUACAGUGUCCCCUUAAAAGGGUCAUAAAAAAUAAGCCAGCCCCACUGUAUACUGUACACCUUCUUGAUCAGUACUUGUUCUAAUAGCUCUAGAUUGCAGUGGAAUUGGGGGUGGUAGCACUGUACCAGAGGCUUAUUGGAUUGCAGACACCUAAAUACCUGAGUUUUUUUUUUUUUAACCACACGCUGGGAGUCUAAAUCUUCCACACCCUGUGUUUGGAAAAUUGUUUCAGUUUGGGUCUAGGGCAUAAGCCCAGUGAGCUUUGGGAGAAUAUUGAUUUUAAGGAGAAAAAAGGAGCUGUGAUCUAGCAGCAAGAAGCAAAACCAGGACCAGUUUGUUAUACUUCAUCUAGUGGAUUUGGAUUAGUUUCAGGUAGCCAGUGGCUGGAAAAUCCUUCAGAACUGGGUCUCACUCCUCCUUGAUUAUCAUUAGAAUAAGGAGACAUCAGCACAGACCCUUCCAUGAGUCCUCAGUCAACAUUUUUCAUUAAAUGAGGUGAGGCCAUUCAAGGAAGUUGGAAAAGUUAGGUAAUUGGAUCCAAAGCAGGAGGAGUCCAAUCAUCAACUUGUGUUCAUGCUUGCCUUGCUCACAUAAGCUCCAUAGGGUAAUGGCAGCAAUGUGUCUUAAUCUUUGAUAUGCCUCCAUGGUGCCCACUCCUGAGUAGGUGCCCAGUAAAGCUAUGCCAAGUUAAAUGAACAAGGCCUACCACUCUGCCUUGGGUAGCUGUACCAAAUUGGAAUCCAAACUUGACUUAUUGUCCACCAGCUGGAGGGGGUCAGCCUUCCCCUGUCAUUUCUUCCUUCAGCUCUCCUGAUCUCAGCCCGAGUUGGGUAGCUGCUGGGGAACACAACAUUUGUAAUUACUUCUGUUCUGGAAUUUAACAAGUUGCAUUGUAACUAUUUGUUUCUCCUCGGAUGAUGAGCUGCCCCAAGGCAGGGGUCAAACCAGAGUGGGUCUCAUUAAAAUGUCAGAUGAAUGAAUUAUGUUCCUUGUGGAAUCACUGUUUAAAAAUUGUAAAUCUUGUUCCUUGACUGAGUAGAAAUUUUGACAGUUCUGAUAGAGACCUACCCUGUCUUAGCAGAGACCUAUUAGAAUGUCUGUGUAGCCCCAUUUCAGAACUGGCUCUUUCCCUACUUUUAUCACCAGGCUGACCCAACUGUUUCCUUAUUUAAGAAUUUUGUAACUUUCUUUGGAAGGUGGAAAAGUUUGUAAGUCACAAAACUUGGGAUCCAUUGGUGGUCAAGUUCUAGUAUGUGGCCUGUGGAGGGCCAAGAUGAGAGACUCUCAUAGGUCCACUUAGGUCCCAGGGUCCAUUGAGAACCAGCUGUGAUCUUGGUCCUGCAUUCAGUGGGAGAUCCCAGUAUCCUUCCAAUAAAUUGCCCUUUCUGCUU
This is a messenger RNA of Manis javanica (Malayan pangolin), 4266 nucleotides long. RefSeq lists its product as uncharacterized. Gene Ontology annotation, molecular function: DNA-binding transcription factor activity, RNA polymerase II-specific. NCBI's taxonomy places the organism in Eukaryota, Metazoa, Chordata, Mammalia, Pholidota, Manidae. The record is from RefSeq and is a predicted model, not a curated record. Gene Ontology annotation, cellular component: nucleus. Gene Ontology annotation, biological process: regulation of transcription by RNA polymerase II.